GCCGUGGAAGCGGCCCGUGUGCCCUUGGGCAGGCUCGCAGCUCCGUGCCGUCAUGAUCCACCAGGUGAUUCCUCUGGAGGAGAGCAUGGGUCUGGAGCCGGAUAGGCACCGCCCGGAAAACUGGAGGCAGCAGUUGGCAGACAGUGGCAUCUACAUCUUCAGCUGCUAUCCGGAUGCCGCUCUCAAGCUUCACGACAUUUCGCAAGACUUGAUCUCUGCCCGACAGCUUCGCAAGGUGGCCGAGGAUGCAAUCGAAAAGUUCGACCACGCUAGGGUGCUCUACCCGGAGUGGGCCAACGAUUGGUCACCAAUCGAGCGCUCGCUGCGGCAAUCGAUUCGGCGCGGCGUGGCUGCUAUUUUAUUUUCUCUGACCCCACGACCUACACCACCAUCGCCACCAUUUGUCCUCAAGAUCGGUCCAGGGUUUCUCGGUUAUAGGAUGCCCUCAGCGGCAUACCGACACACACGAGGCCCACAGUCGAGUGGGCCGGCCCAAGCCACAUUGGGCAGAGUCAUGCUUAGUAGCAGCCUCCCAGCGUUUGGAUCACCUCACGUCAGAUAA
Symbiodinium sp. CCMP2456 is the source of this 562-nucleotide messenger RNA. The record is from the annotation of a GenBank genome assembly. NCBI's taxonomy places the organism in Eukaryota, Dinophyceae, Suessiales, Symbiodiniaceae.